CUCGCGACUAAGGGUUCAGAGAGAGGCCUCCGGUUCCCGGGCACUUUAGGGGACAGAAGGCUGAAACGAUGCAUCAGAUUUACAGCUGCAGCGAUGAAAAUAUAGAAGUUUUCACCACUGUGAUUCCUUCCAAGGUGUCCAGUCCAGCCAGAAGAAGAGUCAAAAGCUCUCAACACCUCUUGAGUAAGAAUGUGGUGAUCGAGUCGGACCUGUACUCUUCCCGGCCCCUGGAGCUGCUGCCGCACCGCAGUGACCGCCACGACAGCGAGGGCCGCAGGUCUGGUCGGCUGCAGAGCUCAUGGCAGCAGGGACUCCACCCUGCCAAGACCCCCGCCAGACCAGGGGGGAUUGCCGAGCCCAAGCCAUCAAACCUGUGUGGGAGUCGAGCCUAUGGAAAGUCUCUGAUUCCCCAGGUGGCCCGGAUCUCGGUGAAGGCCCCCACAGCUGUCCUGGAGGUGGCAGCCACAGGCUCAGAGAACAGAGCUGCUCUGACAAGAGGAUCCAGACAUCUCAAGAAGACGGCUGAAGAGUAUCCAACCCUCCCCCAGGGAGCAGAAGCCUCCCUGCCACUGACCGGGAGCGUGUCGUGCGGGGUCCCCAGCAUCCUCCGGAAAAUGUGGGCGAGGCACAAGAAGAAGUCUGAAUACGUGGGAGCUACCAACAGCGCCUUUGAGGCUGACUAGAGGGGACCUUCCCCGGGUGCCUUGCGUUGGCCAAAAUUCACCGCACGGGGAGAAAGCUGGGCUGGAAUGUGGCCACACUUACCUCCGAGGGCAGCUGGUCUGAACACAUACAUCGUCCUCCCUUACUACCCGAUCACCUGGCUAAUGACUCACGAAAGGAACUUCCCUCGAAGGCCAAAGAAAAUUGUUGUUUCUCAGAAUCGCUAAAACCCCUGGUCUGAAAAUGACUUUGGGAGGUCAUAAGUUUAUAUUCCUAUCUUUAAGCAAAACCACGCCAAAAUAAAAUUCUCCAGCCCAUUUUAAAGACUCCCAAGGAAGGAAGCAGGGGAUUCUUUCAUUUUUCUUGUGAGCACUUCUACUGUGUGUGAUUCCUGAUAUAAAUGUAAGCGCUUGAUGUUUGAGACACUUGUAAACACAACGGUUCUCACUACUCCGUUGUCACACUGACUGCGUUUUGAGGGGUACGAUUUUCAAUGACAAGGCACUACAUACUGACUUAGUAUUGCAAAUAUCUGCUUGAGAGUAAUGUCAAGUUGGGUUUGGAUGACCAUUUGGCAUGAUUGCAUGAAUUUUCUAUUCUUUUAUGUGCCAUUUUUAAUAGAAAAAUAUAAUUAAAAGUUAAAUGUUGAAUGCUAAUGUUUUCUGAAAUGGCAUAGUUUAGUGGAAUUAGUAAUACUUUACUAUAAUGAUUUCAACUUUUGAAAGUGCUUUCCUAUCCAUUAACUCCUCUCUUCACAAUCGUUCCCAGUCUCCAGGUAGGGAGGCCUUCACAGGUUGUGUGACUACAUAUCAAACAGUGGACCUAGGUACCAGCUCCUCCACUUCCCCACCAGACUUGUUGCUUUGCUUACCCUGGCAACUGACCUGAGGAAGGUUUCCAGUAGUAGGAGUGUGUUUCUGGGAGCAAUCUUUGAAGGGGAGAAUUUCCAAAGCUGGAACAAUAAGUGAUUUGAAUGAAAUACAUUAUUAUGCAUUAGCUUAAACCGAAAGAAGCUGUUGUGUUUGGAGGUCAAAGCCAAUUGAGUAUCAAUUUCAUAUAGUUCCACCUAAGGUGUCAUAUUAUGCUUUCCUUCUUUUAAUGGGAAUGUCAUUAUCAACUUCGUCUUCAACAUCAGUAGCCUUAAAGGUAAUAUGAUAAUGUUAGCUAUAACUUAUGAAAUGCCUCCUGCGUCCAGGCAUGAGCACUUUAUGUACAUUGUCCCAGUCUCUCUAACAGCUCUGAGUUAGGUGGCCCUACCCAGUUAAUAGGUACCACUUAAAGUGGUUAAAUGAUUAGUCUGAAGGCACCUAACCGUAUGGGUGUCAGGCUUCAAUGCCUGUGUUAUAUCUACUUGCUCACACAGAGUAGUUCAGAACAUAGAGAAGGAUCAAGGUUAGUAAAUAAUGUUGAUCUCAGAUGCUAACCACAGUUGAUCGCCUGAGGCUGCAUGGAGUUCUGUGUGGAGAUGGAAUAUGAGAUGAAGGAGUACAAGGAUCAGUUAGUAUCACUUGUCUGUGGAGGGGCUCUGGGACCUAUGCCUUGUAUAUUGUCCUCUGUGGUUUCAAGUCUUCCCUGAGAAGCUUAAGUUAUCUCAACUAAUUCAGAGGCUUAAAUUAAUCCAACUCACUUAACAAAACCUGACACUCCAUGGUGAAAUUUAAGACUUGGUUGGAAAUUGCCAUGUCUUAGUACAAAGAAGAAUUUGGCCACAUUACUGGUUUUGGACUCACCUGCUAUUCAUAUGCUGCUGCUCUGUGACCACAUGUUCCUUUUUGCUAAGUUAUCUGUUUCCUUAUCUCUAUGUGAACUGUAAGAAGGUGUGUGAGGGGGUGUUUAAAACGCUUCAACUUCUGCCUUUCACCUCGCUGAUCUCUGCUCUGCAACUGUUGUUUUAGAUUUUGCACACCCAGUCCUUGCAUCUGAAUAUGAUUUGGAGAUUAGGGUACCAAGAGCUCUUUCAACAAGGGCCUACUCACAAAGGCCUAAUAAUCUUACUGGGUAGAUAAUGGAGCCAGGAACAAAGUUAGAGAGCAAACAGGGGAUUUAUGCUGGACCUAUCAAUCAGAGUAUCCUAAAACUAUUUAUUUUAACUUAUUUAAUUUAUAACUAAUUGAUGGCCUCUAUUUGUAUGUGAUAGCUGGAGAUUUCUGUAG
Artibeus jamaicensis (Jamaican fruit-eating bat) is the source of this 2816-nucleotide messenger RNA. It is a transcript of the gene VXN, whose product is annotated as vexin. Lineage: Eukaryota; Metazoa; Chordata; Mammalia; Chiroptera; Phyllostomidae. The record is from RefSeq and is a predicted model, not a curated record. The transcript is spliced from 6 exons. Gene Ontology annotation, biological process: neuron differentiation; neurogenesis. Bases 69 to 683 code for a protein of 204 amino acids.